AUGAGCAAUUCACCACAAGCUGUUGAUCAGGUGGAGUUUCUGUCCCAGCCUUCUGGCAAAGCUGAGGGGAAACAUCACAUUGUGAUUGUCGGAGCGGGCAUCAUUGGUGUGUGCACUGCUUACUAUUUAACUCGUCAUCCUUCGUUUGACGCUUCCAAGCACCACAUCACCGUUCUAGAAUCCAAAAGAGUUGCAGGUGGUGCCUCUGGUAAAGCAGGUGGACUCUUGGCGACUUGGGCAUUCCCACAACAAAUUGUGCCCCUUAGCUUUCAGCUGCACCAGGAGCUAAGUGAUGAAUACGAUGGGGAAAACCAAUGGGAUUAUCGCCGUUUGACUACAGUUUCAAUAGAAGCAGACGUUCAAAACGUAAGUGACUCCACAGAUAAGGCUGGUUCAAUUUCCAGCAAGAGCAGUAACAGCAGGUCGCACACUUUGGCAACGCGCAAAAAAAAUCGACAACCCCGGAAAAAUACCACUACCCCAGGCAAGAAAAAACGUUGCGCGCAGACCAGCAGAAGUAAUAGAGACGAAGAUAGCGGCAAUGAUAGUGAUAAUGAGAGCGACGACGAGAGUGAUGGCAAAGACGAGCUUGAAGCGUUGGAACUAGGAGUCAGUAACCCUGUCGAUGUGGACUAUGAGUCCGACGCAAUACAGGAGUCAUGCGGGAUGAACAACUCUAGCAGCACCCAACCAUCGGAUCUGCCUCAAGAUCUCAACUGGAUCAGAACACAACUUGUGCGCGACUGGUCUUCCUUAGGAGGCACCGAUUCCACCGCUCAGGUGCAUCCAUACAAAUUCACGUAUUUCCUUUUACAUGAGGCCAUGAAAACAGGAGCAGUAGACCUUAUCUUGGGAAAAGUGAAUGAAAUAAGGUACAAUGACAUGGGAUGUGCUUCUGGUGUAUCGUACACACCCACGUCUGAAGAAAUCGAUGCUAAGACAGACGCGGUGGAAAUUCUGGACGCUCAGCAAGUCGUCCUAGCCAUGGGGCCUUGGACUUCGAAGCUUCUGCCGGACUGUCCAAUUUCAGGUCUAAGAGCACAUUCCAUCACUAUAAAACCUUCUACCGGUACAGUCUCUCCAUAUGCGAUUUUCACGGAGUUAAAAAUCGGUCGAAACAACUAUUUUUCUCCGGAGAUGUACGCUCGUAAGGAUGAAGUAUACGUAUGUGGGGAAGGUGAUACUUUAGUCGAGCUACCUGAGACAAGUGAUGCUGUGGAAGUUGUACGUGAGAAAUGUGACGAACUUUAUCACUACGUAUCCAAGCUUUCGUCUAAUCUCUCAAAGGGCCAUAUCCUGAAAAGACAAGCUUGUUAUUUGCCUGUGCUGAAUGUUCCAACCAGUUCGGGACCUCUCGUUGGAGAAACCAAUCUCGAGGGUCUCUUUUUGGCUUCUGGUCAUUCCUGCUGGGGUAUUAAUAAUGCACCUGGCACCGGUAAGAUCAUGAGUGAGCUACUGCUGGAUGGUGUAGCAAGUAGUGCGGAUAUAUCUGCUUUGGACCCAGGGCUAUAUUUCGACGCAAGUGUAUUGGAAUGA
Messenger RNA from Lachancea lanzarotensis, 1536 nucleotides. RefSeq names its product LALA0S09e00914g1_1 (gene TDA3). Gene Ontology annotation, molecular function: oxidoreductase activity. Gene Ontology annotation, biological process: retrograde transport, endosome to Golgi. The coding region runs from base 1 to 1536 and encodes 511 amino acids. NCBI's taxonomy places the organism in Eukaryota, Fungi, Ascomycota, Saccharomycetes, Saccharomycetales, Saccharomycetaceae. The record is from RefSeq and is a predicted model, not a curated record. The transcript has a single exon. Gene Ontology annotation, cellular component: late endosome; cytoplasm.